UUGUAAAAAAAAAAUAUAUAUAUAUAUUCAUUCCGAUGAAUUACAUCAGAAAUCACUAUCUAAAUGUCUCGGCGCGUUAGAAAUUCUUUGUUCUAUCGUUAUAGACGCUAUAGCUAUACCAUCUACAAAUUAUCUCUUUAAUUCGCAAUUUUUCCUACCAUCAAAGGGACAAGAAACGAUUUCACAAUUCCUGAUUCAUGCAUAACGCAUCGAUACAAUCCAUUUUUCACUAAAUAAGAGGAAUAACUUAUCACCGUGAUUCCCUUCCCUUUUUUCUCCACCUCUUUUUCAUCUUUUCAUUGAAAGACCGAUACGUAUGAACGGUAAUAAUAUGAAAUAAAUACAAAUUACACGAUCGAUGAGUAGAGAAUACCAAUAGAUCAAAGUGGCUUCCAGUUACGAUGAUAAUCAAUAUUCAGUCUCCCGGUAUAGUAUCAAUGUACGAACGUACCCAACCAGUUUAUUAAGUGAAAAACGAUAUGAGUUUUCUCGAAAGCGAUAUAUCCGUCAGCCUGACGUCAAUUUUUAUGAAGCUCGUCGGAUUAUGGAUGGCGGCCAACGAAUACGAACAACGGAUGAGAAACAUCAUGGUUACUUACAACGUGGUCGCCAUUCUUUUCGCUCUGUGGAUACAAACUACGGAUAUAUAUUACUCGUGGGGAAAUUUUAGCGCUUGCCUCUUCUCUAUGUCCAAUACGCUGUCGUUAAUUCUACCCCUGUUGAAGAUAUUCAUUCUGCUUAGUCACAAAGAAGAUUUUUUCCGUUUGAUCCUGUACAUGCAAAGGAAUUUUUUACGGGGAAAUUACGACGAUUACGAGAGAAAAGUCGUGAUCGGUUGCAAGCGGAAAUGCACCUUCUUCAUUUGUUUCUUUACAUUUUUCACAAUGGCGACUAUUGUUUCUUACAUCGCUAGUCCAAUCAUUGCAAAUAUUGGAAAGAACGAAUCGGACAGAGUGCUUCCAUUCAACAUGUGGCUUAACCUACCAAUAAGUAUGACUCCAUAUUUUGAAAUUACGUUCGCAUUACAGGUUUUGUCCCUAUAUCAAAUUGGGGUGAGUUAUUUCUGUUUCGACAACUUUUUGUGCAUUAUGAAUUUGCACGUGGCUGGACAAUUUAAAGUGUUGCAAUAUAGAAUAUCCAACAUAGCAGAUUUGAUAAUUAAAACGGAAGAGAAAAAGGAGAAGUUAAUCAUAGAAUCGUUGUAUUAUUCAAAUAAAUGUUACAGCAUUUUUAAAAAGUAUAUUCGCCAACAUCAAGCUCUUAUAGCGUAUUGCAGAAAAAUUGAAGUGGUAUUCAAUUGGAUUGCACUAGAGCAAGUUUUGAUGUUCAGCUUGCUAAUUUGCCUCGAUGGAUAUCAAAUACUCAUGGCAGAUGGAGAUAUCAAAACACGUUUAAUCUUCAGCUUCCACAUAUUAGGAUCUCUAUGCCAAUUACUGAUGUUCAGCUACAGCUGCGACUGUAUCAUACGAAAAAGUGUGAAUAUAGCAACAGCAGCAUACGGUGGACCCUGGCCGUUGUUAUCAAUGACCACGAGUGGAAGGAUGAUACGAAAAGAUUUGAUCCUAGUCAUCAUGAGGUCUAGCAUACCUUGUUGCUUAACUGGAAAAGGAUUCUUCAUUGUGUCUCUCGAAACGUAUACCAGUGUUCUAAGUACAGCAGCAUCAUAUUUCACGUUGUUGAAACAGCGCACAGAAGUCACUUCUUUAGCUACGUUUUUUCUAAGGGUCGUCGGCUUUUGGUUGGCAAGUAGUCGCCUCGAGGAAUGGUUCGGGAACGCAACAGUGAUGUACAGUAUAAUCACUAUCAUUUUUUCCAUGUGGGUACAAAUGAGAGGCCUUUACUUCUCUUGGGGAGACUUCAGUAUAUGCACUUUCAUCGCGUGCAAUAGUUUGGGACUAAUAAUGGAUUUAUUAAAGAUAUUCGUCGUAUUUAUACAUAAAAAGAAGUUUCUUGGUUUGAUCAUAUAUAUGAAGAAGAAUUUCUGGCAUUUGGAUUAUGAUCAGUAUGAAAAUUCUAUUAUAGCAGAUGCGAAACAAAUGUGUGUCUACUUCGUCUGCGUCUUCUCAUUUUUCUCUCAGUCCACGGUUUUUUCUUAUAUGUUGAUGCCAAUGAUAUCAAAUAUUGGGAAGAAUGAAUCGGAUAGGAUGCUUAUAUUUAAUAUGUGGCUAGAUCUACCAUUGUCUAUGUCGCCAUAUUUUGAAAUAAUUUACGUGAUACAGGCUUUGUGUUUGUAUCAAGUUGGAAUAUGUUAUCUUUGUGUCGACAAUAUGUUUUGCAUUAUGUGUCUACACUUAGCUAGCCAGUUUCGUAUAUUACAAUAUAGGCUAGCCAAUUUGUCAAGUGUAGAAGAUAAAGAAGGAGUCGAUAAUGAGGAAAACAUGGAUUCUUCGAACAGAUGUUACAUCAUAUUAAAAAAUUGCAUUCGACAGCAUCAAGCUCUAAUUCAAUUCUCCAUCACACUCGAAGAAAUAUUUACAAUAAUUACACUUGGGCAAGUUCUAAUAUUUAGCACGUUAAUUUGUUUCGUCGGAUAUCAAGUGCUUUUGGUAAAUUUGACUUUUUCAUGGCGAAUUUCCUUCCUAUGUUUUUUAAUAACCAACAUGAGUCAACUAUGGAUGUUCACGUACAGUUGUGAUUGCAUGACACGAGAAAGCGUGAAUGUUGCCUCGGCUGUGUAUUCUAUACCAUGGACACGUAUGCCAAUGGAUAAAUUUGGAAAAAUGAUACGAAAAGAUUUGCAAUUCGUUGUCGUAAGAUCUAGACGUGCUUGUUGUCUAACAGGUUGUGGCUUCUUUGAUAUAUCUCUUGAAACUUAUACGAAGAUCAUGAGUACAGCUAUGUCAUAUUUCACGAUACUAAAACAACGAACCAUAGAAAAGUUAGUAACAAUCGAUGCACCUUACACAAACGUGUUGAGUUCAAUAUCUGAGAGAAGAUAUUCCAGUCGUUUUUACACGGUUGUCAGAGGCAUCGAAAUGAAAAACGACGAUUUUUCCAUCAACUUGUCGUCGAUUUUUAUAAAACUCAUAGGAAUAUGGAUGGCAAAUGGCCAAUCAGAGAAAUAUGUGAGAAACAUGAUGAUCGUGUACAGCAUCAUCGCGCUUCUUUUUGGACUGUGGUUACAAAUUACGGAUAUGUAUUAUUCGUGGGGCGAUUUUUCUGAAUGUAUCUUUUCUAUGUGCAAUAUGCUAUCGAUAGCCGCACCCCUUUUGAAACUGAUCACUCUGAUUGUGCAUAGGAAAGAUUUUUUUUAUUUGAUUUUAUAUCUACAAAGAAAAUUUUUACACGGAGAUUACGACGAUUACGAACGAAAUAUUGUGCUCAACUGUAAACGGAAAUGCACGUUCUUCACUUGUUCUUUGACUUUUACCACUCUAGCGACCGUUGUUUCUUACAUUAUUAAUCCACUUAUUGCAAAUAUUGGAAGAAACGAAUCAGAUAGAGUGCUUCCAUUCAACAUAUGGAUUGACUUGCCACUAACUAUAACUCCAUACUAUGAAAUUACGUUCGUUUUAGAGGUGAUAUCCUUAUAUCACAUUGGGGUGAGUUACUUCUGUUUCGACAAUUUUUUGUGCAUUAUGAAUUUACACGUGGCUGGACAAUUUCAAGUAUUGCAACAUAGAAUUUCCAACAUAACAGAUUUGGUAAUUAGAAAAGAAGAGAAAAAAGAGAAAUUAAUUAUGAACUCGUCCUACUUUGCAAGUAAAUGUUAUGCCAUUUUUAAGAAGUGUAUUCGCCAACAUCAAGCCCUUAUAGCGUAUUGCAGAAAACUUGAACAGGUAUUCAAUUUGAUUGUCCUAGAGCAAGUUUUGAUGUUCAGCAUGUUAAUUUGUCUCGAUGGAUAUCUAGUACUUAUGGCAGAUACAUCUACCACAACACGUUUGAUCUUCGGCCUUCAUAUAACGGUAUGCUUAUGUCAAUUGCUGAUGUUCACUUACAGUUGCGACUGUAUCAUACGAGAGAGCUUGAGCGUAGCCACGGCAGCGAAUAGAGGACCUUGGCCAAUGGUACCAAUGACCACAAGCGGAAGGAUGAUGAAAAAAGAUUUGAUGCUCGUCAUUAUGAGGUCUGGUAUACCUUGUUGCUUAACAGGUAAAGGAUUUUUCGUCGUAUCCUUGGAAACGUACACUAGUGUUUUAAGUACUGCGGCAUCAUAUUUUACACUACUAAAACAGCAUUCAGAGGCACAUUCUUAAUAUGUAUAUUUCAAUAGUGUAUAUUGUUGCUGUAUAUGAGUCAAAUUCUUGUAUUUGUCUAUGUUUAACACAAAUAACAGAGAUAUAGUUUUAUAGCAAU
Molecule: messenger RNA, 4296 nt
Organism: Apis dorsata (giant honeybee)
Lineage: Eukaryota; Metazoa; Arthropoda; Insecta; Hymenoptera; Apidae
Biological process (GO): detection of chemical stimulus involved in sensory perception of smell; sensory perception of smell
Cellular component (GO): plasma membrane
Molecular function (GO): odorant binding; olfactory receptor activity
Source: RefSeq, a predicted model, not a curated record